AUGAGUGAUAAGAGUUUGUCAGUGUAUUGUGAUGUUGAUUGGUCUGCUUGUACAUUUACUAGAAGAUCGUUGAGUGCGUAUGUUACACUGAUUGGAGAUUCGCCAGUGUCAUGGAAAACCAAAAAGCAAGGAGUGGUCUCUCAUUCGUCGGCUGAGGCAGAAUACAGAUCUAGGGCGCAGACUACAAGAGAAGUCAAGUGGCUUCGUGGCUUCGAUGAUUGCUUGGUGACUUGGGAGCAAAACAGCACAAGCCUUCGAAAAUGUUUUGUGAUAGUAAGUCAGCUAUCUAUAGAGUUUCCAAUCAUAUCUUUCAUGAACGAACUAAACAUAUUGAGUCAGACUGUCAUCAAGUUCGAGAUGCAAUUCAAGAUGGCAUGCUAG
Molecule: messenger RNA, 381 nt
Organism: Raphanus sativus (radish)
Lineage: Eukaryota; Viridiplantae; Streptophyta; Magnoliopsida; Brassicales; Brassicaceae
Exons: 1
Coding region: 1-381 (126 amino acids)
Source: RefSeq, a predicted model, not a curated record